CGCGACCGUAUUUAUGGAGAAGAGAAAUUCUGACCUAAUUGGCUAGUGUUGGUAAGCGUACAAAGUAUAUCGAUAACACUGGGAAGAAAACAGCUGUUUGCGAUGGCGCAUGUGCAUGAAGAGACCAAUGGCCUUAUAAAUAGGCUACUGUGUCUAAAUCCAACUGAAAAUGCAGAUGAAAUCCAAGAAGUUCUUAAGGGUUUGCGUCUUUUGCUUACCCAAAGCGCAGAAAGCCAAGAAACAUUAGCCAGAAAUGAAGGCUUUACCAAAUUCCUAAAUGCUGUGGCUUUCAACCCACAAAUGCGCACGGAGCAGCGGAUUAUUCACAAUUUGUCACUUCAAGUCUUAGCCAACAGUGUAGUUAAUAAUGAAGUUACCCAAAGUAUCACUUGGACCCAGCAUGGCACAAAAAUAUCGGAACAAGCUUAUGCUUCUCCACUUGGCAGCUCCAAUAAUGUGCUUCUGAUGAUCAUGUACAAUAUAUACCUGAAUGGUCGGGGACUAAUUAGCGACCUAGUAGCGCUCCAGACGUGUCUCCGGCUAUGGCAUAACAUAAACGAGGCCCAAUGCCCAUACAACUUCGAGUAUCUGCAUUUUUUCCUUGAGCACUUUAUCGGUAAGAAUGGUCGCGGUUGCGUGGCUUGCUACCAGAAACUGGAAACAGAAGAUCGUGUGUCCUUUUUGGAUUAUGUUGCUCACUAUCUCAGGGAAAACAGUCCUAACGGUGAGGUAACGCUUUUCUUGCUACAGCACUUUGCCAAGGAAUUUCGUCUUAAGUCAGACUGUCUCCUGCGAGAGACUCUCAAGCUAAAGCACGAGCUGCACCCCCGAGAGGUUCACACUUUGUUGCAAAUCAUCGCCAGUGCCAGUGGUUCCGAAAAGUAUGCCAAUGUUUAUAGCACAGAUCACUCCCUGUUCAUCAACGUGAGCAGCUUGUUGAGAUGUGUGGUCGCCGCGGGAAAAGAACCCGACGGAGGAGGCCUGGACAAACCUAUGACCAAGCUAGAGGAGGUGGCCCUUACCUCGGGUAUCGAUGCUAGCUAUGAGAAGAAGGUUUCAUAUGAACUAAAGACUCUACUUGUUCGCUGCACUGCCAAUCUGCUAUAUGACAACAAGGAAAACAAAGGAUACUGCUUGGAUACUCAGCUAUUGCCAGCUCUUCUGGAGUGCACAGUAAUGGAUGCCAGAAAUCCUUUAAUGCGUGAAUGGAGCAUCCUGGCCAUAAGAAACGCGUGCAUCAACUGCCCGGAGGCGCAACAGGUGAUUGCUGGACUCACAAUGCAGGGUUCAGCGCCAAACGACAUCCUCACUGAGCUAAAUCUGGACAUGGGCGCACUGCGCAUUUCGGACAACCGGCAAUAACUCAUGAAUACGAAUGCAGCUAGACUAGACGAGGAACAACCACUGGCUGGCCAACAAGUGGUUAGCUGUCUUUCGCACCACGUCAUCCGCUGCCGACGCUGCCGCCGUCCAUUCGUUGCCCCUUUUUUCGGGCUGAACGAUCUGCUAAUGGUAUGCCAACAGAUCCAAAGGCAUUCAUAAACGCGUUGUCAACGUUUAAUGGCAUUGCGAGGGAAACACAAACGGGGGGGAAUUUCGUUCAGCUAGCGUGGCUAGUGAGGAUAUAAAAAUAGCUGCCCAUGUACCAUGCUCUGUGUAUCAUUAAAAAAAGAGAUGCCUAAAUUCA
Drosophila ananassae is the source of this 1687-nucleotide messenger RNA. Its product is annotated as ataxin-10. Gene Ontology annotation, biological process: neuron projection development. Gene Ontology annotation, cellular component: cytosol. Bases 103 to 1362 code for a protein of 419 amino acids. The transcript has 3 exons. The record is from RefSeq and is a predicted model, not a curated record. Lineage: Eukaryota; Metazoa; Arthropoda; Insecta; Diptera; Drosophilidae.